Molecule: messenger RNA, 4761 nt
Organism: Polistes dominula (European paper wasp)
Lineage: Eukaryota; Metazoa; Arthropoda; Insecta; Hymenoptera; Vespidae
Biological process (GO): negative regulation of translation
Cellular component (GO): cytoplasm; nucleus
Molecular function (GO): mRNA binding
Source: RefSeq, a predicted model, not a curated record
GAGAGAGAGGGGGGAGAGGGAGAGAGAGAGGAGAGAAAAGAGUAGAAGAGAGGAAGAAUAAAAGAAAUUAUAAAAAAAGUAGUGUAAUACCUUAAACUUUUUUCGUGGACGAAAGAAGAAUGUCUUUGGAAUCUGUGACAAGUGAAAAACAGCUGCAAAAUCAAAAAUCAACAGGAGAUGAUGCAAUUAUAUCAAUGUCCGUGGCUGGGGAGGUAACUGAUACUUCCAUUAUGGAAAUUGGACGUUCAAGACCUCAAUUUCAAUAUACAAGGGAGGAAUUGAUGACGAUAAAAGGUUUACCUUUAUCUAAACGCAGACCUGGUUUCCUGGAUACCUCUUACAAUAAUACACGUGGUGUAUGGGACCCUGAACGUUGGCAUUCAAACAGAAAAUGUAGUGACACGCCGCCUAAAGAUGACAAAGGUAUACGUUCCGAACCCAUUACUGAAAAUCAUAACAAGCGUCGCAGUGGUGAUCCUCGGGAACGAAUACGAAAAGAACAGGAUGGUAUUGUUUUAAGUCCCCAAAGACGAAGUUUUAAUUCUGGAUGUUUUGUUAAUGUGACGUGUAAUGUACCAAGUAGACGCUCUGAAAGUCCAAUUGGUAAAACAGAGGUCAGUCAUCGGGAAACAGUUCGACGGAUUGGUAGUGGUAGAAUUUUGACACGUGACAUAUGGGACUUUAGAUCUGAAAAUGAAAAACUUGAAUCAGAACGUACAGAGUUCUCAUAUAUAUCUGUUACACGUGAUCGUGACAAUAGAGAAAGUAAGGUAAAUAAAGAUCGUGAAAAUAUACGGGAUAGAGAACGUGAACGGGACAAUUUACGUGAUCGGGACGAAAGAAAUGAUCGAUAUGUCAUCGAACGUCGAUCAUUUGGUCUUAACUUUGGAGAUCGUGAAAGAGAUCGCGAUCGAGAUAGGGGAGUGGAUAGAAUCGAGCGUAAUCAUCAGAAUGAUCGUGAUAAGGAACGGGGACGUGAGAGAAGAUUUAGUAAUGAUCGUAGAAAAAGCUGUGGUGAUAAUCGUGAUGCUAAUGAACCGGAGUGGUUUAGCUCAGGACCUACAUCCCAACAUGAUACUAUCGAGUUAAGAGGUUUUGAGGAUAUUCCAGAAGAAAAAGUAGUUAGUAACAGUAUCAAUGUGAAAACUAAAAAAUAUCCUGCUCCAAAGAAACGCGGAAAACGAAAUUCUUUAGAAAAAGAUGACAAACCUAAUGAGAAUAUAAUUGGUCCUAAGGGACGUAGUACCCCAACCACUCUAGAUCAAUCAAUUAAUGCUGUACCUGCACCACAUUCACCUAUAUCUGAACAAAAUGAGCCAUCAUCUGAUUCUAAUAAAGAAUCUCAGGAUACUAGCGAUAGCAUCAUGACAGAAUCAAGUACCGAGAUGGUUGAUAAUUCCGAAGCUCGUAAAAAUGAUGAAAAUAGUCAUCCUGAUUUUAAUCUAGACGACUUUUUGAAAUCUGAUACUUUCCCUGGUGUUCCUGACUUGUUAACAAAUGGAGUUGGUUCAAAUGGUGGAUCAUGUUCUCGAUUCAGUCAGUGGUUUAAAAGAGAAAGCCCUAUUCAGCAACAAACAGAGAGUUGCAGAGCUAUACAGGAAGAAAUGUUGAAUAAUUUACUCAAUGAUAUUUCUGAACCAAAUAUUCAAAUUCCAUCAGUUACUGAAUCAAAUGCAUACUUUGCUCCUAUAUCACCUGCUAUUCAAACUACUAAUAAUACUACAUCUACCACUGGUGUUAAACUUCUCGAAAUGUUGCAACGUGGUAAUAAGCAACAACAACAACAACAACAACAACAGCAACAGCAGCACAAUCAAAAUGGUCAAGCAGAUUUAACUACACCAGUUAUAUCAUUAAUGAAAAGUUCUUCUAUCAAAGAUAUGGAAGUAGGUGGAAAAGUUGUGCAUAGUGUAGAAGAAUUGGAAGCACGUAUGCGUGGCGGAGUUCCUCCACCUUCAUCUACGGCUGAGUUGUCCCGUGUAAAUAAGACUGAAGAGGAUCUUUCUGCCUUUAAAAAAUUGCUUGCUCAAGUAACUGGUGGACAAGCUGUACCAGCAGCAAACGGGCCUAUGCCUCAAAAACGACAAUCUGUAACAUUGAUGCAGUUGCUUAAUUCACAAUUAAAGACACCACAGCAAUCGGUUGUCCCUCAACAAUCGCAUGCAAUUGCAGAUCAAAUUCAUCCUUCAACAUUUAAUCACGUUGGUCCCAUUGCUCCUACUCAACAUCCACACCAAGUUCAAAUGCAACACGAAAACUUAAUUAAAGUAUUGCAAAUACAACAGCAGCAACAGCAGCAACAACAACAACAACAACAACAACAACAGCAGCAAAAGCAACGACAGCAACAACAACAACACUCUGACAUGCUGUCUAUGAUAAUGAGUGGUCAACGAUUGAUGGGUGUUAGUCCUGUGCCAACAGAUAUGCAAAUGAUGAUGAAUAAUGUUACUCAAUCUAACCAAGAAUUAACACAAAGACCAGAAGCACAAGCUAUAAUUCAAGGUUUGCAGCAAGGGGAAAUAACAAAACAACAUUUGAUUCAACAGUUACAGAAUCCUGCCAUGCAACAUCGACAUCGAGAGGUUCUCGUUAAUAUUCUUAAAAUGUUUGGUGGAACUACUCCACGUGCGAUAAGUCCACAUCCAAAUGCACCUACUCCACAAGAUCAUAUUUUGCAUCAAAUGUUGUAUCAACAGCAGCAUCAACAACAGCAGCAUCAACAACAUCAGCAUCAACCACAUCAGCAUCAACAUCAGCAUCAACAUCAGCAUCAACAUCAGCACCAGCAUCAACACCAACAUCAGCAUCAGCAGCAGCAACAGCAGCAACAACAACAACAGCAACAACAACGGAUUCCUUCUCCUAUGAAUAAUGCUUAUUGCCCACCCCCAAUAAUUCCAUCAAAUGUAGCAACCAGUCCUAACACAUUAUCAGCAAAUCAUUCAGUUAUACCGCACAGAGUACCAUCACCGCGGGAACUGGUUAUGCAUACUCAAUCCAUUAUGCAAAAUGCUUUAAUUAAAAAGAAAUUAGAAGAACAACGUGAAAAUUAUCGUAAACGACAGGAUCAGCAGCAGCAGCAGCAACAACAGAUUCAGCAAAGACCGUCCACUCCUGUUAAUUCUUCAGCAAAGCAAACGAUGAGUCCAACGCCACUUGCUUUCACGCCAACAUCAGUAUUACGAAAAAUGACCGCCGAUAAGGAGCCAGAGGGUAACAGCAAUGAUCUAGCAAAAUUGGCUAAUCAAAAUCAAGUGCAACAAAUGCAAUCUGCAGUGCAAUUACUUACGCAAGGAGUCCUUUCGCGACAUAACACAUUGCGGCCACAGCAGUCUAUUCAAUCUUCAUGGUCUAAUCCAAAUAUUAAGCAAUAUCCUGGACGACCAAUAGUAAAAGGUGGUGGUGGUAACACUGCAAAUCAGUAUCAGUACAGUGGUAACUUAGACUAUCAACAACAGCAACAACAACAACAGCAGCAACAACAGCAGCAGCAGCAACAACAGCAGCAGCAGCAGCAACAGCAGCAACAGCAGCAGCAACAGCAGCAGCAACAACAGCAACAACAACAGCAGCAGCAACAUAGAUCUAUGACGAAUGUAUAUGGCAAUCCCGCACGUUCCAAGCAUGCUAUGGCUCCCACAGUAUCAUCACACCCUAAUGUUCCUCAAUAUAAUGUUACCCAAAAUACUAUGAUAAACCAACGAUCAAAUCAUAUGAAUCCCCAAAUGAAGCAGGUUCAACAAGUUCAAUCGCAUAUGGCUAAUGUACAUCAGCAACAUCAACAACAUCAGCAACAACAGCAACAACAACAGCAGCCACAACAAUCGCGAUCUACAAAUCCACAAGUGCAACUUAUGUUGAAUCAAAACUACAACUCCAAUCGUUCAGAUGGACGAAUGAUGCGAUCGCAACAAUUAAAUAUCAACGUUGGCCGUCAAAACUCACCAAGUCUUGGAUUUAUGGGUAGCAAUGGUGGAGAUUUAUCUCCAACAUCAAAUCAGUUAGCACGAUGGUUUACUCCUGAACUUCUUGCACAAGCACGUGCUGGUAAAUUACCAGAGCUUGUUCAAACAAAUGUUUUGUCAUUGGAAGAAUUGGAAAGACUUCAACAUGCUUCGACGAAGGUGCAUAAUUGAUUCGACACGUUACUUUUCAUUGACAUUUUUCUUUCAAGUAGUAUAUUCCUGCUUUCGAAUCUUCCAUCAAAAUUGGAUUUGCUUUCGUAUUAAAAGGCAUGAGUAUAAAAAACAAUUCGUAUUACAAGAAAAAAAAAAUAAUAAGAAACGAAGCGCAAGUGAUUUUUACGAAAUGGUGCUGGAAUUGUGAAAUUUCUUGUUACGCAAUCUCACGUGAAAAGAAGAUUAAAAAAAGAAAAAGAGAAAAAAAAUAACAGAAAGAAAGAUAUACAAUUAAUUCUAUAUUUUAAUCUUCGAGCAGCAUAUAGAGCGCAGUAUUUCUUCUUCUUUUUAUAAACAUACAAAGUAUCUCAUAGGUUAAAUCCUUCGAAAUUUCAGAUUGUAUGUUAAGUAGGAAUUACAAAUGUACAGAAUAGAAAAAAGUAUCGUGUAAGAUUUACAUAGCUAUUUACAUGUAAAAGCCAUUUAUUGACACAUUAUGUGAACAGUUUUCUGUUGUAAGAAUGAUGUAUUGCUUAUAAGACUGAAACACUAAACACAAAAAUUCUUACUGACAUAAAAUGACAGUCAUAGAAAAAAAGAAAAAAAAAAGAAUCAAGAUUUUAUUUAAAAAAAAAAAAAA